UUAGGUAUUCUUAAGCAGGUUAAAGAUUACAUUAAAGAAUGCAGUAAGUGCCAGGAAAAGCUAGAUCGCUCUAGAUCUCUGUCAGAUCCUUCUGAAAUGCUGGAGGAACUAGGACUGGAUACAAAAUCUCAUGAAGACAGUAAUGAAACAGAUGAUGAGUUGAGUAAUACAGCAUCAAUCCCAGCUGCAUCCCCAAAGCCUGUGAAGAAGAAGCCAAUAGCAAAGCAUGAACUUGUAUUUGUUGACAGUAAGGGCCUUGUGAAGCAGUCAUCUUCCAAACAUUGUCUGUCAGUCUUAAAUCAACUGAAUCAGCAGAGGCUUUCCAAUCAGUUCUGUGAUGUGACUCUGCUGAUUGAAGGAGAGGAGUACAAAGCUCACAAAUCUGUCUUGGCAGCCAGCAGCGAGUACUUCCGAGAGCUCUUCAUUGAAAAGGGAGCUGUCACUAGUCAUGAAGCUGUAGUGGAUCUGUCAGGGUUCUGCAAGUCCAGUUUCCUGCCUCUUUUGGAAUUUGCUUAUACUUCAGAACUAACCUUUGACUUCUGUAGUAUGGCAGAAGUCGCCAUGCUUGCCCGGCAUCUCUUCAUGUCGGAGGUCCUCGAAAUCUGUGAAAACGUGCACAAACAGAUGGAAGAGAAGCAAAUUACAGUGUACCAAAAGGGAGAUGUUCAAACAGUAGAAUCAACGCAAAAUUUAGCAGAGCAGACUGGAGUUGGGAUGCAGCCCAAGGACGGUGCUGAGCAACCUGAGCUCACAGCCAGUGAGGUGCCAGUAGCUGUGAAUGGAGCUCCUUCCUCUGCUGGGACAGAGGAGGCAGCAGCACCCCAGCCUGACCUCUCAUACCCAGAGCCUGCAGAGGCCACUCCAGAUGAUAUUUCAAAGCCUGUGGAGCAGUGUGAAACAACUGAAAAUUAUGUCAAGAUACAGCUGCUGGAGAGCAUUGAAAAUAGCACCGUGUCUGUCGCAGAGGCGGAGCCAUCGGCUGCAGAAGCCAUGGACACAGAAGGUCAAACGGAAACUGAGGGAGAUCAAAAUGAAAGUGUUAAAGCAAAUGUGGACAUGGCUUCCGAAGACUCCUCAGAAACACUCAAGCAGACACAUGGCAGUCAAAGUAAAGAACAGAGCAUCUCAGAUUUACAACCAGAAAGCCAAGAUAAUACUUUUAAAAGCAAGCUUCGCCAGCGUUCUGUUUCUGAAGGGGGAUAUAUCAGAUUGCAUAAAGGAAUUGAAAAGAAACUCCAAAAUAGAAAGACAAAUCCUAAAUCUGCAAUACAGCAGGUUGCCAUGAAGCUGGUACAACGAGGAAAAAGAAUGAAGCAGCCCAAAAGAGACACCACAGAAAAUAAUGAGAUAGAAGCUCAGCACAAAUGCACUGAGUGUGGAAUGGUGUUCCAGCGGCGCUAUGCACUUAUAAUGCACACGCUGAAACAUGAAAGAUCUAAAGAUUAUAAAUGCCCAUUGUGUAAGAAAGAAUUCCAGUAUGGUGCCUCGCUGCGAGCCCAUCUUGUCCGGCACACUCGGAAGACUGAAGUGAACACUGCAGCUUCCAGUGCAGAAGAGACAGGCACGUCUUCGGUGAAAGGGAGAACUAAACGGGAAUUUAUAUGUGAUAUAUGUGGGAGAACUCUACCUAAGCUCUAUUCUCUCAGAAUACAUAUGCUCAAACAUACAGGUGUAAAACCACAUGCAUGCAAGGUUUGUGGAAAGACCUUUACAUACAAGCGUGGAUUAAAAAUGCACUUAGCUCUCCAUGAAGUACAGAAACAGUUCAAGUGUGACUUGUGUGAAAAGUCUUUAAUCACAAAAAGAAGUCUUCAGGAACACAUGAGCAUUCAUACAGGAGAAUCCAAGUAUCUUUGCUCCAUCUGUGGAAAAUCUUUCAACAGGGCGUCGGGACUAAGUAAACAUAUAAAGAAACACCAGCCAAAGCCUGAAGUUCGUGGAUAUCAGUGUACUCAGUGUGAAAAGAGUUUCUAUGAAGCUCGAGAUCUUCGGCAGCAUAUGAACAAACAUUUAAGUGUGAAGCCAUUUCAGUGCCAGUUCUGUGGAAAAUGUUACAGCUGGAAGAAAGACUGGUAUUCUCAUGUCAAGUCUCAUUCUGUCACAGACCCUUAUAGGUGUAAUAUAUGUGGUAAGGAAUUUUAUGAGAAAGCUUUGUACAGAAGACAUGUAAAGAAAGCCACACACAGUAAAAAAGGAAGAGCAAAACAAAAUCUGGAACGAGUUUGUGAGCAGUGUGGAAGAAAAUUCACGCAACUCCGGGAAUACAGGAGACACAUGAACAAUCAUGAAGGUGUGAAGCCAUUUGAAUGUCUCACCUGCGGAGUAGCCUGGGCGGAUGCGCGUUCACUGAAGCGCCACGUGAGGACACAUACUGGGGAGCGACCGUAUGUCUGUCCGGUGUGCAGUGAGGCUUACAUAGACGCCCGAACGCUACGGAAGCACAUGACCAAGUUUCAUAGGGAUUACGUGCCCUGCAAAAUCAUGCUGGAAAAAGAUACUCUUCAGUUUCAUAACCAGGGGACACAGGUGGAGCACGCCAUCAGCAUUUUAGCAUCAGACAUGCAGGAACAAGAAGCAGAGAUCAGCGUUGGUGGUAGUGAAAUUGAGACUGUGGUAGUGACAGGAGAGAUGCUCGAAGCCAUCGAAGCAGUUGCAGCUACCGAAGAAUGUACAUCAGUCUCUACUCUGUCUGACCAAAGCAUCAUGCAGGUGGUAAAUUACGUAUUAGCACAACAGCAAGGACAGAAAAUGGCUGAAGCGACGCAGGGCAUCGAAACUGUAGAAGUGGAAGUGGCCCAUGUUACAAAGACAGACUGA
This is a messenger RNA of Nestor notabilis (Kea), 2817 nucleotides long. RefSeq names its product zinc finger and BTB domain containing 11 (gene ZBTB11). NCBI's taxonomy places the organism in Eukaryota, Metazoa, Chordata, Aves, Psittaciformes, Psittacidae. The record is from RefSeq and is a predicted model, not a curated record. Gene Ontology annotation, biological process: regulation of transcription by RNA polymerase II. Gene Ontology annotation, molecular function: protein binding; DNA-binding transcription factor activity, RNA polymerase II-specific; RNA polymerase II cis-regulatory region sequence-specific DNA binding. The annotation marks the transcript as partial. The transcript is spliced from 10 exons. Gene Ontology annotation, cellular component: nucleus.